UGGAGCUGCGCGAGUUAAAGUUGGGCUAAAGGGGGGUGAGAGGAUGCUGCAGAACAAUCUACCAUCUAAUUAACGUAGCCUAUGCGGGGAAACGUGUUCUAAGUGAAGGAUGACUUGCAAAAUACUGAGCAUAUGCCUCUUAUUUUUGGGUUUUCAACAUUGCUCAUCACUUGCUCCAGGAGAAUGUGUUGAUCCGCUCAUCUCCGGACUCUAUGCCUCCUCCUUCCUGGCCUCCUCCAGAUAUAAUUUUCUUUACUCUGCCAAUUUUGCCAAAUUGUAUGGCAGCAGCGGCUGGUCCCCAUCUCCCAGAGACAGACAGCCAUGGCUGCAAGUCGACCUAGGCAGGAAGUAUCGACUGGUGGCCAUCGCCACCCAGGGGACCUUCAACUCAUAUGACUGGAUCACCAAGUACACCCUGCUCUACGGAGACCGACCGGACUCAUGGACGCCAUACAUCAUGCAAGGAGGAAACUCUACAAUGCCUGCGAACUGGAAUUAUUAUCAGUUGAAGAGGAAUGUCUUCCAUUACGCCUUUACUGCUAAACACAUUCGUCUGCUGCCUCUGGCAUGGAACACAGAGAACGGAGGGAAGAUCGGUGUGAGGCUGGAGCUGUACGGCUGCUCUUAUGAUUCCUAUGUGCUGCAGUACAACGGGGACGACUCAGUGAUCUACAUGUACCCGGAAAAGAGGUCUCGCACACAAAAUGACCUCAUUGCCAUAAACUUCAAGACUCUGGAGCAGGAUGGUCUGCUGUUACACAGUGAGGGGAUUCAAGGAGACCUCUUCACCUUGGAGCUGAAGAGAGGCCGUCUUUACCUGCACAUCAGCCUCGGAAGCAGUGUAAUACACAAAGUUGACGGUCGAACUACACUGACCGCUGGCAGCCUUCUUGAUAACCUACACUGGCACUAUGUCACUAUCAAGCGCGUUGGUCGACAGGUGAACUUCACAGUGGAUAGUCACUCAGUCACAGCCAUCUGUAAAGGAGAGUUUACACACCUGGAUCUGGAUCAACAGUUAUAUGUAGGAGGUGUUAUAGAGCCAAAUAUACCUCACCUGCCCACUACACCAAAUUUCCGCGGCUGCCUGGAGAACGUCUUCAUCAAUGGCAUCAAUAUCAUCGACAAGGCUAAGAGAGAGGAACCUGAAAUCCGAAUCCCAAGAAAGAAAAAGAUGCAUUAUGCCUGCAGGGACAUUCUGCUCAAACCGAUGACGUUUGCUGGGCCCAACAACUACCUGCAGGUGCCGGGCUUCUUCAGGAGGCCACGCAUGUUUGUGAAGUUUAAAUUCCGCUCAUGGGACUACACAGGGCUGCUAAUGUUCACGCGAUUUGCAGAUGACCUGGGUGCCCUUGAGCUGGGCCUCAGUGAGGGACAGAUCAACGUCACUAUAUUCCAGCCUGGGAAGAAGAAACUCCAGUUUGCUGCAGGGUACAGGCUAAAUGAUGGUUACUGGCAUUCAGUGGAUUUGGCCGCCAGAGACAACCUGCUGACGCUCACAAUCGAUGAGGAGGAGGGCUCUCCACUAAAGAUCACAAACCCGUUCACGAUUCGGACAGGAGACCGCUACUUUUUUGGAGGUUGUCCAAAAACCAACAACACAAUAAGGAAGUGUGAGACGAAGCUAAACCGCUUCCAUGGCUGCAUGCAACAUAUCUUCAUAGACAACGAACAGCUUGACAUCGACAUUAUUCUGCAACGACAGUGGGGGCGCUACGCUGAGCUGUUGUUAGGCACCUGUGGCAUCACUGACAGAUGUACUCCAAAUCCAUGUGAACAUGAAGGCAGAUGCAUCCAGUCGUGGGAUGACUUCAUCUGUUUGUGUGAGAACACUGGCUAUAAAGGAGAAGUUUGUCACAUGUCGGUUUAUAAAGAGUCAUGCGAGGCCUACCGACUCAGUGGCAAGUAUUGGUCUGGAAACUACACCAUCGAUCCUGAUCUCAGCGGACCACUGAAACCAUUUGAAGUGUACUGCAAGAUGAAAUCAUACAAAGCUUGGACAGUGAUUCUGAACGAUCGUGUGGAUGGCACUAAGGUGAGUGGGAGUUCAAUAGACCGGCCGUAUAUCGGAGACGUCAACUACUGGAACGCCUCCUGGGAUGAAGUCACCGCUCUAGCCAACACCUCCUUAUACUGCGAGCAGUGGAUUGACUACUCCUGCUACAAGUCCCGUCUCCUCAACACCCCCAAUGGAAGACCUUUUGGUUACUGGAUUGGCCGCAACAAUGAGAGUCACUAUUACUGGGGUGGAACUUUCAGAGAGGUCCAAAAGUGUGGCUGCGCUAUCAACCAAACCUGCACCGAUCCCAAGUUUCAAUGCAACUGUGAUGCAGACUAUCGACAGUGGUACUCAGAUAAGGGUUACUUAGACUGGAGAGACCAUCUGCCUGUGAGGAAGGUGGUGGUUGGGGACACCAACAGGACCGGCUCGGAAGCACAGUUCACCGUCGGGCCUCUCCGCUGCCAUGGCGACAGAAACAUCUGGAACACCAUAGCCUUCACCAAACCCACCUAUAUCACCUUCCCCACAUUUAAGCCUGGCUCCAGUGCUGACAUCUCCUUCCACUUCAAAACCUAUCGUGCCCCUGGUGUCUUCUUAGAGAACUCUGAUGACCAGCUUCGAAAUUUCAUCCGGAUAGAACUGAAUACCACCCAUAACCUUGUGUUUAUAUUUAUGGUUGGCGACGGCAUCGUUAAUGUGACUCUACGCUCCCCUGUGCCACUCAAUGACAAUGAGUGGCACUUUGUUCAGGCCGAGAUUAAUGUGAAGCUCGCCCGGAUCAAGGUUGAUUAUCAGCCUUGGGCUGUCACACGCUUUCCAGGUCAGACUUUCGUCACCAUGAAGUUUACGCAUCCUGUCUUAGUAGGUGCAGCCAACCGCACCCUCAGACCUUUCUUGGGGUGUCUUCGAGGGUUGCGAAUGAACGGUGUUCCUCUGGAUCUAGAAGGGAAAGUAAAUGAAGAACAGGGUAUAAGGAGAAACUGUACGGGGCAGUGUCUCAAUGCUACCAUACCGUGUCGAAACAGUGGUCAGUGUAUAGAGGGCUACGCUUCCUACACAUGUGACUGUAACAACACAGCUUUUGAUGGUUUCUACUGCCAUAAAGAUAUCGGAGCCUAUUUUGAGGUUGGCUCGUGGCUGAAAUAUAAUAUACGAAAAAAGCCUAUAUCAGACGAGGCAGCAUGGGCCAACUGGAUCGACCCGCACUACGACAACUUCAGCCUGGGCUACAAUGACACUGCAGAUGACAUCGAAUUCAGUUUCAGCACCGUUCACACGCCAGCUGUGUUGCUCUACAUCAGCUCCUUCGUCCAAGACUACAUUGCAAUCAUCCUCAAGAGCGAUGGUAGUGUAGAUCUGAGAUAUAAGCUGGGGCUCAUAACACACAAGUACCAGCUGACUCACCGAAACCUGGCAGAUGGAUACCCCCACUAUGUCAACAUAACCAGACACAACAGAACCAUCAAAACACAGGUGGAUUACAUGGAACCCAUAGUGGAAAAGAUAACCUUAGUGGAGGACGCCAGGUUUGACUCUCCAAAGUCUAUGUUCAUGGGCAGAGUGAUGGAGGUCGGUGACAUCGACUAUGAGAUCCAGAGGCAUAACGCUCCCGGCUUCAUUGGCUGCAUAUCUGGGGUGAGAUACAACGUUUACGCCCCAUUAAAGGCCUUUUUCCGACCAAAUGAAACGGACCCUCCUGUAACGACACAAGGCUACGUAUCUGAGUCCAACUGCGGCGCCUUCCCUCCUAUCUACGGUUAUGUACCGUGGGAGGUAGACCCCUGGUUUACCACCAUAGAGUAUAUUUAUAUCCAUGAUGACCUAGGCCUGUUUUGGAUAACAGUCAUUGUCAUCCUGGCGCUGCUGCUGCUCUUUGGAGGCCUGUACAGCAUCUAUGUCUAUGCGUACCAGCAGAAAGGCAGCUAUCGCACAAAUGAACCCAAGAACCUGGAGUCACCCAGCAGCUCCAGGCCUCUGACCGAGACCCUGAGGAGAGAAAAAAAGAAGCUCCCGGAAAUUGAAGAGGAGUUCAGGAGUGACUAGCAUUGCAGGACCUUCGGGACAGAGGGUGGCGUUUGACUGCGGGUUGGGGGAGAGGGGGAAUAGCACUUAGAACAACCACAGAUACCUGUAUUAAGUUUUCUAAUGCUUUCGUUCCCUUUUUUAUAUUUUGGUUUUUGUUCCAUACCCCGGGUUGAGCGGGAUCAGAUGCCUGGUGCUCUACAUAGUAUGUAUUUUGGUAAGGGUUUAAAGUUCACAUCAAGCCCCAUGUUGCAUGAGUAGCCAACAAGUCUCACACUGUAUUGCAGGGUGAAAUACUGAAGUGCCUCAUCUGAGCAAGCUUGAUCUGAAGUCACAUUACAGCUUAUUCAGAUAGGGUUUAGAUUAGACACUGUGGGAUCAGGAUUUUAAGGGAUGUUCAGUUACAGUUGGAAGAUCAGUUUAAAGGAAUACUUCACCCACAAAAUGAUCAGUAAGUCAUCCAUGUUCAAGUGUUAUCUUGAAUUUAUUAAGAAUUUUUCUCCCAUGCCUCAAUGAUGAAUAAAAAGAUCCAAAAACUGAUAAAAUUCUUGACGCAUUAAAGUGAAUGGGGGACAGCAAAACUAAAUCAAAACAUCCAUUUACUCUCAACUCUCACACAACCUGUGCAGUAUAAUCCAAGUCUUUUUUAUCCAGACGUAUGCUCAGUACUUCCCGAAUACAUACAUUUUCCCUAAAACCUUACUAUUUAAAAAGAAAUCUGCAUAAACAGAAUCGUAGGCACCAGUUUUAAGUUUGUCUGUGCAAAUUUGCAACUGUUAAUGUGAGAAAUAAUAAAGUUUUAGCAAAAAUGCAUGCAAAUACUGAGUAUAUGCUUAUUAAAUGAGACCUGGGUAUAGUGCAAAACUUUUGUGAGGGUUUGCAAACAGAUGUUUAAACAUAGUUUUGCUGUUGUUAAACGUAUCGCUUUAUUUUAUUCAAGACAUUAUUGAUUUACUGAGUUUUUGGAGGCAUGUGAGAAAAACAUUUUUCAAGAAUUCAAGGUAACAUGGGGGUGAGUCAGAGACACAAGUGAUCAUUUUGGGGGUGAAGUAUUUGUUCAACGUAUUCUAACACUUUUAUUAAUUAAUUUUUCUUUCCUGAGCCAUUUUUGAGACCGAUUAAAGCCACCGAUAUCUCACUGUAUAGAUGUAUUGCCAUCUAAGAUAUACCUUUUGAUGACAAUCUCUCAUGGAGCCGUUUUUGACAUCAUAGCUUAUAAUCCAUUGUGGGUUUGGGGCGCUGAACACAUCUGAGAAAUAGUGAACUAAACCAGUGCAACAAAAAUCCACAUCACCAAAAAACAAAAAUAACUGUUUUUUGUGAAUAAGAACCACCAACCGUAGAGAGAACACACUGACAAGCAUGGAGCCUUGAGAUGUUAAGCUUUGAGAUGAUACAUAUAAAGAUUGUAAAAGGUAUAUUCGCUUAUAUUUGUUGUAUUGCAGCCUAUAGCAGUGCAUUACCUAUACAGAACGGCACAUGUAAGUGGUUCAGAAUUGCCAUAGUGUCAGUAGAUAGCAGCUUUGCCGAUCACAGUAUGCUCAGAUUUCUAUUCUCAUUUGUGAGGCUUCGGAAAUGAGUGAUGAUGUAAGGUACUCCUCUAGGUGUGAGAGCGAACAGUCUGUUGGUGUGCUGCAGACACAAAACAAAAGUUGAGGAUGGAGCUCACCAGAGACCUAAAACGUCUCAUACCGUCCGUCUUACUUCUGGUCGCUUAUUACAUGGUCAAGCUGCCAACAGCUCGGUGCUACAGAUUGUUUGACCUGGCAGACAUCUCUUAUUACAGAAGAUUUAUCAGUCUUCUCACAAUCCUUUCAUCCCCGGUAAUAAGCAUCUUUCAGGAAACAGCUGCUCCAUGUGGCCAUGUUGGGAAGCAUAAACACAUGCACAAACACACACACACACACACAGUAACAUAUGUACAGAGGACCACAAGAGUGUAAAUCUUUUACUUCUAACUCAUACUGCUUAAAUUUUUUGCUCUAGGACAGUAGCCGACCGCUCUGCUCUGUCAAUGCUGCUGCUUGUUUAGCUGCUUUCAGUGGAAAGUUGAAAAAUUCUACCUAUAUAGUCCAAUGAAGUUUCCUUCUCUGGCAAGAUGAAAUUUCGUUUAGAUGUGUAAUGCAACCAAAGCUUCAGUCUAUCAUCAUUCACUGCAGCUCCUCUGGAUACUACAGCACUGUUGUGUUUGUGAAAAAAAAAAAAAAACAGGGAAAAAGUAAAACAUUUGUAUCAUAUGAGCUAUGCAUUUGUAGAGCAUGACUGCACUUUUCAGUGACACGCAAUAACACGAGCUUCUUCCAGCCACCAAUGAUGUUAAUGUUUAAUUUGCAGGUGCACAAUAGCAACUAGGAUGUAAUGAGUAUAUACGUGACUAUGUGUAUAAUGUGUUAGGCGACUUUUAUAUUCCUACGGUUUAUACAAAACAAGUUAAAUGGAGUGAAUGUAAAUCCUCUGACUCUGUAUUGUACGAGCAGACGCUGCAGUGGAGAACUGCUCGGGUUGUUUUAAUUUAUUCGUGGUAGCUUUUUUAGAACGCUCAGGAUAAAGAAAGUACAGUACUUGUUCUCUGUAGCACUAACACACCUCCAAAACUCAACAUUGUUGGUUUCUUCCAUUACAGAUGGACAGGAAGUUGUACAUUGCGGAAUGUAAAUGCAAUUACUGUAAAGGCACGAAAAUGUAAGAAACUGUACAGAUUUGGCCAAAACUGGCAUUUACAGGCUAUAUUUUUAAGAAUGCUGUAAUGACUUGAAUGACAAUUGGAGUGAAACUGUUGGUUUGUGAUCGACAUGAAGAAUGGUUUGUGUUUUUGUUAAAUGGACAAU
This is a messenger RNA of Centropristis striata (black sea bass), 6852 nucleotides long. RefSeq names its product contactin associated protein 1 (gene cntnap1). The transcript is spliced from 24 exons. The record is from RefSeq and is a predicted model, not a curated record. Lineage: Eukaryota; Metazoa; Chordata; Actinopteri; Perciformes; Serranidae. Bases 110 to 4045 code for a protein of 1311 amino acids.